Messenger RNA from Tetranychus urticae (two-spotted spider mite), 1815 nucleotides. It is a transcript of the gene DPCoAC, whose product is annotated as dephosphocoenzyme A carrier. NCBI's taxonomy places the organism in Eukaryota, Metazoa, Arthropoda, Arachnida, Trombidiformes, Tetranychidae. The record is from RefSeq and is a predicted model, not a curated record. Gene Ontology annotation, biological process: transmembrane transport.
AUUUGUUGAACAAAAUUUUAUAAACUCACUGUUGGUCGCUUAUCAACAUUAUUUGUUUGGUUAUAUCUGGAUGUGCUUAAGAUCUUUUAAUGUGACUUAAUUAAUCUAUAUUUUUGUGUUGUUUUGUAAUUCAUGCGACUUUUAAAUAUUAAACAGAAAGCGCAAUAUUACAGGUUAUUUCCCUAUUACUAAUUUAGGGAAAGGUUGCAUUAGUCUGAUAAUCAGCAUUAAAGAUGCAUUAUUCAUCCAAUCGAUUUAAACUACAGAAAUGAUUUUUGCAGAUAUUCCUGUUUACUAAAUCAAACUUUAAACUAUUUACGGCCAUAAAAUCAAUCAUAUUGUUUCGAUAACAAUUCAGUGCAGCUGUUCUUACUCUCUUGUUAAGAGAAAGCAAGAGACUUGACUAGCUCAACCAGAGUUUACUUUUCUCAUGUGAUUAGCCAUAAACGACUGAUCUAAAUUAUGCAAGAGCGCCAUUCUACCGUUGAUCAAUUGAGUCCACAAACACCACUCGGAGCUAAAAAGAUGAGUGGACAAGGCGAAAUAUCUAAUGCAUCAAAGGUUGUCACUUCAUUGAUUGCUGGUGCAGUUGCUGGUGGUUUAGCCAAAACAAUAAUAGCUCCACUUGACAGGACAAAAAUUAAUUUUCAAAUUAAAAAUAUACCAUUUAGCUUCUAUGAAGCGUACAAAUUUAUUGUGAUAUCUUAUAAAGAGUCUGGAUUCACAAGUCUAUGGAGAGGCAAUUCAGCCACCAUGGCUCGUGUAUUGCCAUACGCUGCCAUUCAAUAUUCAUCGCAUGAACAAUUCAAAAGGUUACUAAGUGUUGAAACCAAUGAAGAUAAGAGGAAACAUCCAAUCAGGAGUUAUGUUGCUGGAUCUCUAGCAGGGGUUGUUUCGACCUCAUUAACUUAUCCACUUGAUUUAGCCAGAGCUCGAAUGGCUGUAACUCAUCGAGAGAAAUAUAAUUCACUUGGUGCCGUUUUCCGUAAAACAAUAAAACGAGAAGGUCCCGGGGCUGUAUACAAAGGGUACUUACCAACAAUAUUAGGAGUUAUUCCUUACGCUGGAACGAGUUUUUUCACUUACGAAACUCUUAAAAGAUUACAUCAUGAGCACUUUGGACCAUUAGAUCCCAAUCCAUUGGAAAGACUAGUGUUUGGUGCAAUAGCAGGCUUAUUUGGUCAAUCAGCUUCUUAUCCAUUGGAUAUUGUGAGAAGACGAAUGCAAACACAACAAGGAUCCAUGACAAUUACUGGAGUCCUUAAGAAGGUGCUUGUUGAAGAAGGAAUCAUCCAUGGAUUGUACAAAGGAUUGAGCUUAAAUUGGAUCAAAGGUCCUAUUGCAGUUGGAGUUAGCUUUACAACAUUUGACUUGGUUAGCAAAUUUUUAAGAAAUCUAUCUUUUUUUACCGAUUUCUGAGCUAUUUAUUAAUCUUCAAUAAUUUGGGAGAAAGCAGUGAAAUUAAUAAACAGUUGGAUCAUUGGACUUAUUCUUGAAACUGCUUGAAAUUGUGUUCAAUGAAAAUUCAACUCUCAGACAUCAUCAUCAACGCCUUUCUUAUGUCUUUCUGUCACAUUUCAUAAUGUAAAGAUUAAUUCGAUGAAACUCAAUUUUAUGUGUUUGCAAUUUGUUGCCAAUCGAAUUUCAAUUAAUUGUUACUGUAUACUUUAUUUUCUUUGCUAAAUAUUAUAUCUUAUAAUUGACGAUCUAUCAAAAUUUUGUUGAAAUUAAUGUAAUUUUUGUAUUUAAUUUUCAACUUGUUUUCCCUGCACACAAAAUAACCCACUUGUCUAAUUUAAAAAUGAUUCAACAGAA